CUCAAUGGACGUGUGAGCGGUGUGAAGCACGUCAAACUCACAGAUCUUGAUGGAGGAUGGGAUUGAACUGAACGCAUCGCCUUUGCGCCACGGGUGAGUGGUGCACACAGGACACAGAUCUGCCGACUUGCAGCUCGUUAUGUGCUGAUCUGCCCUCUGCUUGUUGCAGGUUUGGCUGCUGGCUGAAGCGAACCCAAUAGCAUACGAUGAUGCCGCCUGGAUGACGGCAUCUGCGCAGCGAUACUCCUCUAGGCGCUCUCGAGCGUUGCCGUCGUCAGUCGCGUUGAUGGUGGCUCCUCUGGCCGCAUUCAUCUCUGCUGAUGCAGCUGCUUUCCUUCCAUCCAGCCACUGCCUUCUCGGGGCUUCCGGGCAAAGGCAGACAGGCGUCAUCAUGCGGAGGAGAGAUUUCCCUCCAGUGCUGCAAGCACUUGUGCCGACGCAGGAGAGUCCAACGGGUCAGGAUGACGUCAACGUGGGUGUGGAGCAGCUCGUGCGGCGGGGCAUGAGCCGCUUCGCUGAGGGCAGGGUGCAGGAUUCGCUGAAGGACUUCAACACGGCCAUGGAGAGGAGGUGCGACGGGACAAACACAACAUGGAUGAUCGAUGCCAUGUGUCGUGUUGUGUUGUGUUGUGUUCUGUCUGUCUGUCUGUCUGUCUGUCAUUCAUCGGCAGGCCUUCGUUGUCUCCCUUCUUGUGGCAGCGUGGGAUUUCGUUAUAUUAUGUGGGGGACUAUGCCGAGGCGGCGGCACAGUUCAGGCGGGACGUGUCGGUCAACCCGAGCGACACAGAGGAGGUAUGCAACCGUCGUCAUGCUGGUUGGAGAGAUGAAGAGGUGAUGUGUGUGGUGUAGGCCAUAUGGGCCUUCUUAUCUGAGAGCCGGCUAUACGGUGACAGCCCGACCACUCACCGACAAGUCCUUGUGGCACCAAUGGCUCUUUCAGGUACUGACAAGGCCCGAGAGUCCCUUCUCACCAUAAAUGGUGAAAGGCGGCCGCUCCUGCAGCUGGUCUACGAGUCGCUGCGGGAUGGCGGGGAUUCACCGCGGCUCGACCAGCUGAAACGCAUUGCAGACACGCAGAGGGGCGGGGCGUCAUUCUACGCCUCGCUGUACCUUGGGCUGCUAUACGAGGCGAUGGGCGACGUGGGCGAAUCGCGCCGGUGGAUUGUGAGGGCCGCCGAGUCGCCGUAUGCGAGUGAGAAGAAGGGGGCAGAGUGAGGAUGGGCACGUACACGGCUCUGGUGUGUGUGUGUUGCAGGUUCCGGUGACUACAUGGGCGCGGUGGCGAAGGUGCACCGGAUGGCACGGGGAUGGUGGUGAUGGAAUGAGAUGCGGGCGAUGCAGCCGAUGGAUGACGUCGUGUGCAGUUAGUCGGCCGAUGAGCUG
Molecule: messenger RNA, 1383 nt
Organism: Vitrella brassicaformis
Lineage: Eukaryota; Vitrellaceae
Source: the annotation of a GenBank genome assembly